Lindgomyces ingoldianus is the source of this 1375-nucleotide messenger RNA. RefSeq names its product Aldo/keto reductase. The transcript has a single exon. Gene Ontology annotation, cellular component: cytosol. NCBI's taxonomy places the organism in Eukaryota, Fungi, Ascomycota, Dothideomycetes, Pleosporales, Lindgomycetaceae. Gene Ontology annotation, molecular function: oxidoreductase activity. The coding region runs from base 346 to 1305 and encodes 319 amino acids. The record is from RefSeq and is a predicted model, not a curated record.
CAAUCGCGCCUUAACUCAUGGAAGGAAACCCGGAUGAGAGAGGGUGUUUGGUGGAGGUUUUUGGGAUUCCGAAAGCAUGUGCCGACGGUGUGGGGCAAUUUGAGACACGCGGUGGGACGAACAACUGCAGGAUUCAUCACUCCGAGCAUUGGGGAGUGUGCGUCCCUGGUUUGUGAGUAGAGAUCCUGGAUCGAUGGUGUCAUCUACCACAUAGAAUAAAUAGGUAGGGGCCUGCUGCUCUUUCUUUACCUUUACUUCUUACCCCUCCCGGCUCUCAAUUGAUGUCUCGUCUACUCAAUUUAAAUCGACAACCUCAGUACAACUCGAAUUGACUCCACCCAUACCAUGUCUAUCAAGGCAGUUUUUGGAGGUGCGUCCUUCAACCCGGCAGGCGCGUUCAACAACGAACAGGCCGUCAAGGAAGCAUUUCAAGUGCUCCAAAAGGAGGGUGUCACAACGCUAGACACAGCUCGCCUGUACUCCGGCUCUGAGGAAACAAUCGGUCGCACACCCGGACACGAAGACUUCAUUGUUGACACCAAAAUUCUAGGCGGUUUCGGGCCUGGGUCAGCAAGCAAAGAUGCCAUCAUCAGGGACGCGCAGGACUCAUUGAACCGGUGCCAGAUUAAGCAAUUCGACAUCUUGUACCUUCACGCCCCGGAUAAGUCUGUGCCGAUUGAAGAGACUCUGGAAGGCCUCAAUGAAGUCUACAAGAAAGGCAUCUUCAAGAGAUUUGGCGUGUCCAACUUCUCGGCAGAGCAGGUGCAGGAGGCGUACGACGUGGCGAAGAGCAAGGGAUACCCGCUUCCAACGGUAUACCAGGGCAACUACUCGCCUGUCGCAAGGAAGGCGGAAUCUCUUCUCUUCCCGACGCUUCGCAAACUCGGCAUCGUUUUCUACGCAUACUCACCCCUCGCUGGGGGCUUGCUCACCAAGACGAAAGAGUCGAUGGCAGCAGGAGCGGGCCGCUUCAAUGAAAAGGCUGUAGGUGGCUUGUACAACAAGCUCUACAACAAACCGGCGUACAUCGAGGCACUUUCUGAGUGGAAUGACAUUGCGGAGAAAGAGGGAGUUCCGAAGGCGGAGUUGGCAUAUCGAUGGGUUGGGUAUCACUCUGCGCUGAAGGCAGAUCUGGGUGAUGCGGUAAUCUUUGGGGCGAGCAGCCUGAAGCAGAUCGAGCAGACGGCACAGGGCUUGAAGAAGGGACCGCUGAGCGAUGAGGCGGUGGAGAGGAUCCAGCAUGUUUGGAAGACAGUGGAGAGUGUGGCUCCGCUGGACAAUUGGGAGGUUGCUGGCGGAGCGUAAGGGCAAUUACCGGCUGCAUCACAAUUGACUGUAUAUUUACUCAUGGAUAUAAUGAACCGAAGGAUGAGAA